ACACAAACAUUGAGCCCGGCCCAGCUCCAGGCCCGCAAAUAACUGUCUCGUGACCAGAAAAAAGUGGGACCAGAGAAAAGGUGGGAAAGACAAGUGGCAGUUCUCGAUUGAAUUUCCCUCCUCUAUUCUCCCUCUCGCACGCCGAUCGAGGUCUGCCGUCGAAUCACCUCCGCUACCGGACACCGGUGAAAAGAACUCAAAUUACGCCCAAUCCAGUCUCAAUGGCGUCGAGCUCGACUCCCUCUGUGAGGGACCACGCCUCCGGAAGGCUCAAGAGGGCUGCUUCUACUCUCGCCGAGGAUACGCAGUCUCUCGUCAGCGAAAUCAAAAAAGCCUUCACAAUGGUGAAAAAUAUUGCAGUUGAUCUGGAAAGAGAGAAAGAAUCGACAAAGGUCAAGGAGCUUGAAACUCUAGCAGUUCAGUUGUCAGAAUCUUGUGAUAACUGUAUCCGUCAUGCAUCAGCAAUUCAUACUGUGGGAAAUGAAUAUCAGCCUACCUCAGAGUUAACUGAUUUCAAAAAGUUGCUUGAUGAGCAAUUUAUGAAGCUCAAGGCUAUGCCUUCACAGAAUGAUCGACUAAUCCGUCAAUUUCAGGAAGCUGUUUGGAAUGUUCAUCAUAAAGGUCAGCCAAUGCCGGGUGAGGAGGAGGAGGAUAUCGUGAUGACGAGCACCCAGUCCAACCUGCUGAAUGUGAAAUGUCCUUUAAGUGGCAAAAUGAUUACUGACCUAGCAGAACCAGUUAGAAGUAUGGACUGCAAGCACAUCUAUGAGAAGGAGGCCGUCAUCGCUUACUUACCCCGGAAUGGAAAUAAAAAACAAUGCUGCAUAGCAGGUUGUCCCAAGUUCCUGCAAGCCCAUAGGCUAGUAUGUGAUCCGUUUCUGCUGACUGAAAUUGACGAACUACGCUCAAUGAAUCAACAAACCGAACAGGCUCAAAACGUCGAAGAUUUCACUGGACUUGACGAUGAAGACUAGGACAUUGUAGAUGACUUUAUGAUUUGCAUUCCCAUGAACCAGAAGACGAUUUGGUACUAGUGCGACCUUUAGAAGUUGAAACACUUUUUCAUGUCAUCUGAUGUAAUUAAUUUAUACACUGAUCUGGACAAACAAGGAUGGAAAAGAAGAUUUGGACCAACAUCAGUGGCUUAACUUGUGGUUGCCAAAGUUCUGCAGAAAGCUUCAGUCUUGUACUGCAGCAGUUCUUGAGCAUGUUCAAGUUCAACUGGAAGGUAAUCUUACAUUGAACUGACUGGCAUUGUAAAAGAACAAUAGGGACUAUCACAGCAAAAGCUUGAACUCAGAAUACUUUUUAGAUGAUUGUUAAUGUUACCUUCUUCCGUUGUCAUUAGAUUAACACUUCA
Linum tenue is the source of this 1360-nucleotide messenger RNA. NCBI's taxonomy places the organism in Eukaryota, Viridiplantae, Streptophyta, Magnoliopsida, Malpighiales, Linaceae. The record is from the annotation of a GenBank genome assembly.